UUCCUCAAAAAAACUGGCAGGAAGAAGCAGUGGCUGGCUUCCAGAGUUGUCUCAACUAAAUCCCUGCUUCUUCACCCGGUCGACGCAAAAUGUGCGAGACCCACACGCAACCAAAGUCUUAAAUCUAGUAUGUCAAGUGUUCCCCUGCCUCCUUUGUGAUCUCGUGGGCCGUUGUACGAACCUGACUUGAGACAGCAGUUUGAAUGGAACGGAGUCACGGUGCUGACGCUGCACUGAUGUGGAAGACCAGCUGCCCUCUGAAAGCCCCUAAAGUCAUCUGGUUUGGAUGCUCUUCCUGCACAUACUUCACCAGAGACCAGCGGGGAAUCGUGAGCCACCUGGUUGCCCAUGGUGAUGAACAAAUCAAGCACCCCCGUCCUCUCAUGUCUCCUGGCUCUAGGUCCAAAGUCGACACUAACACUCAGAUGCACAAAGGUGAUAGGAUCUUUAAGUGCAAGCUGUGCCCCCAAACCUUUGCACAUAGUGGCAGUCUGAGCAACCACAAUCGAACUCAUGCAGAUGAAAAGCCAUUCAAGUGCAAGCUUUGUGCUCAAGCCUUUGCUCGGAGUUCCUAUUUGAGAGACCAUAAUCAAACACAUAAUGGUGAUAAACCUUAUAAGUGCAAGCUGUGCUCCAAAACUUUUACUCAGAGUUCUUCUUUGAGACAACAUAAUCAAACACAUAAUGGUGAUAAACCUUAUAAGUGCAAGCUGUGCCUCCGAGCCUUUUCUCAAAAUUCCCAUCUAAAGUCUCAUUAUCGAACUCACAGUGGUGAUAAACCUUACAAGUGCAAGCUGUGUCCUCAAACCUUUGGUUGGAGUACCUCUUUGAGGACCCAUAAUCGAAAACACACUGGUGAGAGGCCUUACAAGUGUAAGCUGUGCCCCCGAGCCUUUGCUCGGCAUUAUGACAUGAUCCAACACAAUCGAACGCACACGGGGGAAAAGCCCUUCAAAUGCAACCUUUGCCCCCGAGCCUUUUCUCGGAAUACUCGUUUGAGAAGGCAUAGUCAAACACACUGUAGUGAUAAACAGUGUUGAAAAACCUGAUAAAGGCAAGCAGUGUCGAAAACAAACAGGUGAAAAAACCUGCUCUUUUUUCAGAUUUCUUUGCACUUGCUCAAAGUGUGGUCCUUUGAGCUGUAAUCUAAUAUAUUUUUAAAAAUGGUUUAAUUCUUUUGUUUUUGUUAUUUACUCCUAUAUAUGUAGAAUGCAAAACUUGCAUUGAAUGCCUAUGUGACUAAGCUUUAAUUUCCCUUUUUUUCAAUCAAAAGACAAAAAAGGCUUGCAGUUUCAACUUCCAAUUAUUUCUUUUAGAUGCAGGCCUCGGUACGGAAAUAUUUGUUGAGUAAUGUUUUAGAAGGUUCCAUUUUUGACAUCCUGUACCAUAUGCUAUCUCAUCUUAGCAGUUACUUUUGGGGGAGACCCGUUGCCAAGUGUGUGUAUGCAAGCGCCUUGUGCCCCAGAUUCUGGGACUGCUAGUUGAAUCCCUCGCCCAGCAGGUUUUGCUGUAAAUUGACAUUGUACUUUUCUUAAUACAUAGUGUGAAAUUCGCUUUGUGUGUAGUGUGAAAUAGUUUGAAAUGCCAAGGGGGUAGUCGCCCCUUACAAAACCUCUUCGCUUGUGGUUUUUUUGUUUUUUCUUUACAUUUGUUUGAAGGAUUCGAGAACACCCUUGUCGACUGGAACUGGCCAGUUGACUGAGAUGAUGUACAUCCGCCACACCUCACACAUUACUUCAAGUUCUGUCAUCUCUCUUUGGAGGAUAAUGUUAGCGGUCGCUUUGAGGUCUUUUUGGUUUAGGCGGCACCAUGUGACACGGUGGCGACGGCCGCGACAUAUUCUUCUGGGCGCCAUCCGCCACGACUUUCAUGGUUGCUCCCACCACCUAAAUUAUCGCCCCCCCCCCCCCCCUUCCCUCAAACCAAUAUGUGGAAUUUGCCCCUUCCCCCGCUCCUAGAACCAAUAUCUGGAACGGCCUCUGCUCAAGCGCCACUGCCAAAAGCACCAUCAAGGGCCCUUCACAACUAAGCGAGCUGAACAGACAGGGAAACAGCAUCAGUUAUGAGCUGAACCAUCCACUGCUGCCGUAAGUGCAUCUGUGCCCCCCUCCACUGAUGUAACUAGCUGGUUCCACGAAGUGAAAGUUUGGCUGCAAAAUAUAUGGCAUGCCAGAAGCCACUGCCGAUAUCAAAGACUGCUUGGAUGCGGUUAACCUCAACACCAAGAAUAUAAGCACAUAAAACAACAAAGUCAGCAUUUUGGCGGCACUAUAAUUUAGAAAGCCCUGUCACAAGUCAAAGAGUAAUGUUUGUUCGGAGGCAGUAGUCUCCUAGUGCGCAUUGAGGAUGCCAUUGAGGAUGCCAUUGAGAAGCUGCAGCUGAUAGAGGAAUGAACCUUCGUGGGCUGCUUCUUUAAUUUCUGUACAGCGAGGUGGAUGUAUUUUGACAGCAUUUGCAUAUUCCUUAGUGAUUUGCUCUUGGAUCAGGCAAAUGGGAAGGUCAAGAAUGUGAAAGCGAAAACUUCUAAGUUUAAUAUUUUCACAAAGCAACAGACAAACUCUGCAGUUUUGUCAACACUGAGCAGCAACAGCAGCCAGAGGAACUCCUUCAGGGACGAGCUGCUGUGUGUUUUGAGAAUGACGAACCACAUCUAAGCCAUAGCACUCCAAAAAAAUUCUAUUGCCAGAAAGAUGCAGCCUUGAUUAAAUGCAACGGAGCUCCAGUCGGAAAGUUUUCGAAAUUUGGCUGAAUUUCAAACAAGAGCGGCAUUUUGUUACAUAGUGCCCUGAGCCUCUGACGCAGGAAUCAUUUUAAUGGCAACGGGCAUUUUAAGUUGCGCCUAACAUUGGAAAUGAUCAGGAAAACUUUGGUCUGGUGUCAUCAGGGCCUGGAGGGAGACACCAGUAGUGUCUUCCUCCAGGUGUCUCCCUUCUUUUGGGACAUCCUACCAGCAAGGCAAGCAGCGAGACCCACAACUUAAAACGUUUUAAAGCAGCAAUUGAACGGUACUCGUUGAAAUUGCAUCCUAUACUCGUCGACGCAGGAACAAGCAUUUUCAAACUUUGGGCGAUAAACUCUUCUCUGAGGCCAUCCAAAAUACCUGAGAAGGCGUCCUUGAACUUGGCAGAAAGAGUAGCGGCUGUCGAAACAAUUCACUUAUCUUUAACUGAAUAAGGAUUGUUUCUUCAAUGUUUAGGUUUUUAGGAUCCACAGAGCCAGGAGGACAUUGCAAUAGUUUGCAGCGAAACCCAACAAAUAACAGUGGAUGGUAUGAGUGACCCUCGCUGAGUCGUGAGGAGCUGAAAGAAGCAAAAAAGCUUUUGGAGAACUGGCGUACUGUAUAUUAUCUAACUUCAGUAGUUACCUGGGCGGGGGAUUGAUUCGUGAACAUGCGUAUUCACUGCAAUAUUUUGUUAGCCUGGUUGGCGAUUGCUAGUUAAAUUCCCGCACCGCCUAGCCUGUUUCGCAUUGAAUUGGCAUUGUACCAGUGUUUGUGUCAUCAGAGGGGGGGUGCAACAAUUUCAAAAUUAAAAGAAUUUGCAUCUCAUUGUUUUUACGUUAUCGUGUCCCAGAGGGUAGAGAAAACAUCUCAUUCAUUCAAAAAUGUUGCGAUUAAGCUGCAUAAUAACAAAGCAAAAGUCAAACUUUUUCCCCCCACCUGCAGCCGCGGGUGGCUGCUUUUGUGACCUCGGUCGGCUCUAAGCUGCAGCUUAACGCCCGUUAAUCUCAGCAGAGAGAGGGAGAGGAAGCGUCCUCCGAGAGAGCACACGGGAAGCUACACGGCACCCCGAAUUACGUCACUAGGAGGGGGACCAGGUGUGACCCUGAAGACUGGAAAUGAGUACAGGGGUGCCAGAAAUGCCAAUAUUUAUCUUUUUUUUUUACGCAACAGCUAGGACACUCAGGCGAAAUCGCUUUUCUGUUUUUUACUUCCAAAGUGUCAGAGGGCAACUUCCACAAGUUUUUGACUGAAGUCCAUGAAUCCUUGCACCCCCCUCCCCCCCUUUAAUGCCGUCUAAUACCUUUUCAAGGCUGCAUUGACGGAAGCUGUAGAGAUCUUGAAACUGACUUUGGCACACUCAUACCUAAAGGGUUUUCACCUUUCUUCUCAACACUGGCAUUUUCAUAAUCAUGUAUUUAUAACACCUGCAUUGAGACAUCAUUGUAGUUUUCACAAUAUUUUGCUGCUGUGUGUUUUUGUUUCUGAGUGUUUCAGUGUUGCCUGGCCCUUUGUAUCAGAAUUCUCAGACCGCAGGUGUUAUUUUACACCAAACAAUACCUUUGGCUUGCUUUUUGUAUAGGGCUGGAUACUUGCUGGUUUCUAUGCUUCCCUAAUGGCAAACCUAUUUUUUUGUUUUAACAAACUGAGGUGAGUCAUACCAGCUAAGUCUCAAAGAAUGCAGAUUGAGCUAUGAUUCUGUUUGGGUUACAAUGUCGUCUGAAUUGUUGCUCUGCAUUUAUUUUUGCAUUGUGUAAUACAUUUGUAAACAUAGCUUCAUUGCAGUUUGCUUCUUUAUAUGAUACAUGUGUAAUCAGACUUCUUUUUCGCUGCUCCUUCAAAAUAAAGUUUGAUAAUUCAAACUUCA
Messenger RNA from Ixodes scapularis (black-legged tick), 4586 nucleotides. Its product is annotated as zinc finger protein 525. Gene Ontology annotation, biological process: regulation of transcription by RNA polymerase II. The record is from RefSeq and is a predicted model, not a curated record. The transcript has 3 exons. The coding region runs from base 204 to 1040 and encodes 278 amino acids. Lineage: Eukaryota; Metazoa; Arthropoda; Arachnida; Ixodida; Ixodidae. Gene Ontology annotation, molecular function: RNA polymerase II cis-regulatory region sequence-specific DNA binding; DNA-binding transcription activator activity, RNA polymerase II-specific. Gene Ontology annotation, cellular component: nucleus.